Molecule: messenger RNA, 1104 nt
Organism: Thyridium curvatum
Lineage: Eukaryota; Fungi; Ascomycota; Sordariomycetes; Thyridiales; Thyridiaceae
Exons: 1
Coding region: 1-1104 (367 amino acids)
Molecular function (GO): magnesium ion binding; NAD binding; oxidoreductase activity, acting on the CH-OH group of donors, NAD or NADP as acceptor
Source: RefSeq, a predicted model, not a curated record
AUGACGCGAGCACCACUUAAGAUAGCUGUCGUUCCUGGUGACGGCAUCGGGGUGGAGGUCAUGCCCUAUGGCGUGCAAUGCCUCAAAACCGUUGCUAGCAUUUUCGACAUCCCCUUACAGUUCGAGAGCUUUGAUUUCGCCAGCUGCGAUUAUUAUCAGAAGCACGGCGCGAUGAUGCCCGACGACUGGAAGAAAACCCUCCUUCCCUUCGACGCCAUCUAUUUCGGCGCGGUUGGGAUGCCCGACAUUGUGCCUGACGACGUCAGCCUCUGGGGCAGUUUGCUGAAGUUUCGCCGUGAGUUCGAUCAGUACAUCAAUCUGCGGCCAUGUCGGUUGAUGCCCGGGGUUCGCUGUCCCUUGGCUGGGCGCAAACCAGGAGACAUUGAUUUCUGGAUCGUCCGCGAAAACACAGAGGGCGAAUACAGCAGCAUCGGCGGCAAGAUUUUUGAAGGGACGGACCGAGAAACCGUUAUCCAAGAGACCGUCAUGACACGGGUCGGCGUUGACAGGGUGCUCCGGUACGCUUUCGAGCUUGCGCAGAGCCGCCCUCGCAAACGCUUGACCAGUGCCACCAAGAGCAAUGGCAUCAGCAUCACGAUGCCCUAUUGGGAUACCCGGGUGGUGGAGAUGGCCAAGAACUACCCCGACGUGGCGCUUGACAAGUAUCACAUUGAUAUCCUCACGGCACACUUUGUGCAGAAACCCAACAUGUUCGACGUGAUUGUGGGCAGCAACCUCUUUGGCGAUAUUCUGUCUGAUCUUGGUCCUGCCUGCACUGGCACGAUAGGCAUCGCGCCGUCGGGCAACAUCAAUCCGGAUGGCAAGUUUCCAAGCCUAUUCGAGCCUGUCCACGGCAGUGCGCCAGAUAUCGCUGGCAAAGGGCUUGCGAACCCGGUUGGCAUGAUCUGGGCCGGUCAAAUGAUGCUGGAGCACUUUGGUUAUAAGGAUGCGGCAGCUGUCAUGCUCAAGGCUAUCGAGAACGUCUUGGCAAGAUCUGAACCAGACGUCGUUACUCGCGAUAUGGGUGGGAAUGGCACGACUAAAAGUUUCGGCGAAGCUGUGGCUGGUGAGAUCGCGAGUUUAGGAAAAGGGGCAUCGAAUUAG